Lethenteron reissneri (Far Eastern brook lamprey) is the source of this 1750-nucleotide messenger RNA. RefSeq names its product zinc finger protein 271-like. Lineage: Eukaryota; Metazoa; Chordata; Hyperoartia; Petromyzontiformes; Petromyzontidae. Gene Ontology annotation, molecular function: RNA polymerase II cis-regulatory region sequence-specific DNA binding; DNA-binding transcription factor activity, RNA polymerase II-specific. The record is from RefSeq and is a predicted model, not a curated record. Gene Ontology annotation, biological process: regulation of transcription by RNA polymerase II. Gene Ontology annotation, cellular component: nucleus.
AUGAAACCCUUCCAGUGCACUCUUUGUGAGAAGGCAUUUGCAUAUUCACAUGCUCUUAAAAUACACCAGAGAACACACACGGGAGAGAAACCCUUCCAGUGCACUGUGUGCAAAAAUGCAUUUGCAUGCUCAUCACACAUUCGGAACCACCAGAAAACACACACGGGAGAGAAACCCUUCCAGUGCACUCUUUGUGAGAAGGCAUUUUCACAGUCAUCUGCUCUUAAAAUACACCAGAGAACACACACGGGAGAGAAACCCUUCCAGUGCACUCUUUGUGAGAAGGCAUUUGCAUAUUCACCUGCUCUUAAAAUACACCAGAGAACACACACGGGAGAGAAACCCUUCCAGUGCACUCUUUGUGAGAAAGCAUUUGCAAAGUCAUCGGUUCUUAAAAUACACCAGAGAACACAUACGGGAGAGAAACCCUUCCAAUGCACUCUUUGUGAGAAAGCAUUUGCACAGUCAUCACACCUUAAAUUACACCAGAAAACACACACGGAAGAGAAACCCUUCCAAUGCACUGUUUGUGAGAAGGCAUAUUCACGGUCAUCCUCUUUUAAAAGACACCAGAGAACACACAAGCAUCAGAAGAUCCACAAGGAGUGGAGUCUAAAAUCUGUUUGUGAAAGUCAAAGUGCCGCAAUGAGCCCAUCACUCCUGAAACAAGAUCUGGAAGAAAAACCCAGCUUGGACACUUUGAAUGGUAUCGAGGUGAAAUAUGAAGAGGUGAAGGUGAAACGUGAAGAAGUGAUGGUGAAGAGCAAAAAAGUGGAGGUAAAAUGUGAAGAUGAAGAUUCAACUCCAAAAUCUGACCUUCACAUCGAUGGAGGCAACGUGAAGCAGGAGGAGAAUUCUGGCUGUGAGGCAGAGCGAGGCAACUCCCAGCAGUUUGUGGAGGUGGAGGUGUGGGUGGACUUCUUAGACAAUACAAAGUCAAAUGGAGACCCGGUAGUUGUGUAACCUUUAGACAAUGAAGCUCCAGUAGAUUCACCCUUGUCACAGGCAUUUAAUGAAAAUAACGUGAAGUUGAACACUCAAUUCCUAGGUUCAACCUGCAGAGUAAGAUGCGGCCAGUAUUUGUGGACCUGUGGGUUGGGUAGAUGCCCAUCCAGGAGCGAGAGUCCAUAAGCUCCCAAGCAUUCACUAUGUUAUAAUAUUUGCAUUCAUAUGGUGCUUGCUUAAUUGCCUCAGCAACUUGGAGUUCUGUAUCGUAUCUCGUCUCAAACACUCGAAGAGCAUCCCCAAGUAGCAGCUGCCCCUGUGUGGCACAAGGUGGUGGCCCUGCACCGACCUGCAUGUGGACAAGAGCCUGUCAGUAGGGGGCGAUGGUUGAUGUGCCAUCUCAGUUUUGGAGUUUGUAGGUAAGGUUUAGAAUUUGCUAAAUUUUGACCCAGACGCCAGCAUGCAAUGGCCUACUGGUUUUGAAUGACACACCAGUAAGUUUUACAUCCACUGUUAAGCAGAUGGUGCAUUUUCUUUUAUAUCAGCUCCUUGUAUAUACGACGUAACAUGAUUCAUUAAUUCAAUUUUGUUAAUAUGCCUGUCAAUUUAGAAUGAAUACUUGUCUGAUUGUGUGCGUACAUGGAACAUUUUGUCUAUAAUUGUCAAAUAUUGAAUAAGUGAUGUUUGGACAAAUUGCGUUUUUGGAAGUAACCUGUACAGAUAACUCGGGUGAGACCUGUUGUUGUGAUGCAGGCCAAAGGUUAUUUUUUUGUUUCAGGAAGCAUCUUCCUCUGGAGCAACUCAU